Cyprinodon tularosa is the source of this 940-nucleotide messenger RNA. RefSeq names its product serine/threonine-protein kinase pim-2-like. The record is from RefSeq and is a predicted model, not a curated record. Lineage: Eukaryota; Metazoa; Chordata; Actinopteri; Cyprinodontiformes; Cyprinodontidae. Bases 20 to 940 code for a protein of 306 amino acids. Gene Ontology annotation, molecular function: ATP binding; protein serine/threonine kinase activity. The transcript has a single exon. Gene Ontology annotation, biological process: regulation of mitotic cell cycle; protein autophosphorylation; negative regulation of apoptotic process. Gene Ontology annotation, cellular component: cytoplasm.
AAAACCAGAUUUAAAGAAAAUGAGUCUAAAAAGAAAGGCAGGGGACUUUCAAGACUCACAGAAUAAGAAGAGAUUAAAGACAGAGAAUAACAAUGAGGAAAGAGGGGAUUACCUUAGAGCCAAAUUUAGGGAAAAGUAUGUUGAGCUAAGAAAGCUUGGAGAAGGAGGCUAUGGAACCGUUUUUGCUGGUUAUCGGGUGUGUGAUGAAUUGCCUGUAGCCAUUAAACACAUCCCAAAAAGACAUCACAUGCGAAUACAUAAGGACAGGAAAGGAAAGUUGAGGCCCUUGGAGGUGGCUAUCAUGUUAAAACUGAGGGCUAAAACAACCAGCUCACCGGGGCAGUCAGCCAUACUGUCCAUGCUAGACUGGUAUGAUAUGGGUGAGGAGGUGAUUGUAGUUAUGGAGAGACCCAUUCCUGCUGAGGACCUUUUUAACUACAUUCAUAACCACAAGGGUUGCAUAACGAUGGACAACGCCAAGAUCAUGAUAAAACAGCUGCUAAAAGCAAUAAUUCACCUUCAGGAAGCAAAAAUCUUCCACAGAGACAUUAAACCUUCGAACAUCUUGAUAGAGACCAGGUCAAAAGUCCCAAAACUUUAUCUCAUAGACUUUGGUCUAAGUUGCUUUGUCAAGACAGGAAACGUCCAGAUUUCAGCUGGUACUUGGGGCCAUUUUCAACCAGAACGGAGAACACAAGAUUUUUACAGUUCUGGACCCACAACUGUGUGGCAGGUGGGCUCGGUGCUGUAUGCGAUUCUGCACGAAGAUCUGUUCUCUACCAGUAAAUUCCUGUCAAAUGAGCUGAAGAUCAACACAAGUCUCCCCGAGACAUGCAGAGAAUUUCUGAACAAGUGCCUGGCAUUAGACCCAAAAGAGCGCCCCACCGUGGAGCAGUUGUUGCAUCACCAGUGGUUGUUGGAAGAAGAUACGCAAAUAUAA